This is a messenger RNA of Arctia plantaginis, 756 nucleotides long. The record is from the annotation of a GenBank genome assembly. NCBI's taxonomy places the organism in Eukaryota, Metazoa, Arthropoda, Insecta, Lepidoptera, Erebidae.
AUGUCUAAAAUCUUCACACCUACCAAUCAAAUACGUUUAACCAACGUCGCCAUAGUGAGGUUGAAAAAAGGGGGUAAAAGAUUUGAAAUAGCAUGCUAUAGGAAUAAAGUAUUAUCGUGGCGAAAUAAACUAGAGAAAGACAUUGAUGAGGUUCUCCAGACACACACAGUGUUCACAAAUGUUUCUAAAGGUCAAGUCGCAAAAAAAGAAGAUUUAGUUAAAGUAUUCGGUAAAGAGGAUUUAACAGAAAUUUGUAAAGAGAUAUUAGAAAAAGGGGAACUUCAGGUGUCUGACAAGGAAAGGCAAUCUCAAAUAGAUUCCUUGUUUAAAGAUAUUGCAACAACAGUUGCGGACAAAUGUGUCAAUCCUGAAACUAAAAGGCCUUAUCCUGUAUCCAUAAUAGAAAAGGCAAUGAAAGAUAUUCAUUUGUCUGUAAAUGUCAAUAGAGGUGCGAAGCAGCAGGCAUUGGAAGUGAUACAGCAGUUAAAAAAAGAGAUACCUUUAGAAAGAGCACAAAUGAGGGUAAGGAUUUUGUUGACUGGCAAGGAGGCUAAAAAAACUAAAGAUAAAGUAGUCAAACUUGCUAUGAGUGUGGAGGAAGAGAACUGGGAUUCUGGUACAGCGAACAUAAUAUGUUUGAUAGAUCCUGGUAACUUUAGAACUUUGGAUGAAAUGAUCAGAACAGAGACUAAAGGAACUGGCCAAUUUGAAUUACUGAAUUUAAAAGAGAUGGUUGAAGGAGAGCAAGCUUUGUAA